AUGCGCCCUGGUCUCUUUGCCCCCGCUCUCGCACUCGCCGCAGCGACGUCGCCCACCGAGUGGCACCCGUGCCCUCUCUACUCGGACGUGGGCACCGCGGCCAAACACAAGACGUACGAAGCACAGUACAACUUCACGGCCGAGUGCAUUGAAAUGUCGGCGCCGGUCUGCUACCCCGGCGUGUGCGAAGGGUCCGAGACGCUGACGCUCUUUCUCAAGCGCAUUCCCGCCACGCACCCGACGACGCCAGCCAAGGCCGUGUGGCUCAUGCAAGGCGGUCCCGGUGCGCCAUCCGAUGCGAUGGAGCCAUCCAUGGCGCAGAUCUACGAAGCUGCCAAUGGCACCAUUAGCCUCUACACGAUGGACCACCGUGGUGUCGGCCGCAGUUCGCCCUUAACGGCCCUCUGCCCUGAUUUGGCGACGGCCGAGAUCGAGACGCUUGACACAGCGCACACCGAGUGCUUCAAGAAGCUCAAGGCCAAGUACGGGCCCAACGCUCCCAAGGGCUUCUCGGUCACGAGUGCAGCGACAGACCUCGCGACGAUCAUCCAGAGCCCGCUUCUCGCUGCUUCGGACGUUUUUGUCUACGGCGUGAGCUACGGCACGUACCUCACGGAGCGUUUGAUGCACCUUGCGCCCAAGAACGUCAAGGGCUACAUCCUCGACAGCAUGCUCGCCGAGAGCCCGUUGAGCACGUUCAGCGACUGGGACCGCGACGUUGCGCACGUUGAAAAGGAGUACUACCACCUUUGCGACAAGGACCCCGUGUGCUCGUCCAAGCUUGGGCCCAACUCGAAGCGAUUCGCGUUUGAUUUGUACAAGAAGCUCGACGCGAACGACACCGAGUGCGCUCAAACGAUCUACGCAGAGAAGGGUCUUCCGUCCGACUUUGUCGGGUCGACGCUCGCCGGUAUGCUGACCAACUACAACCAGCGCAACUUGGUGCCGGCAAUCCUCUACCGUCUCGCCAAGUGCGUCAUCGACGUCGAGAGCGAAGCCACGUUCCUCACUGGCUUUCUUGGCCUCACCUCGGAGGCCGACGACACCGAAGGACGUGAUGACAUUGUGCCCGGGGACGCUGAGACGGGCGAGUCGGUCAGUGACGACAUUCUCUACAACAACAUUGUCUAUAAUGAGAUCUGGGAGUCGCCGGCGCCGUCAGUCGAGCGCCUCAACGACGACUCGUCCAAGCUCACGUGGCGCAGCAGCACCAACGUCUCGACGCUUCUCAAGGUCGGCAAAUACUGCCUCUACACCGGUGGCAAGGACGCCGUGUGCAAGCAGUUUGAGAUCACGCCCGGCUUCGAGUCAUUUGCGUACGCCCACGACCAGUACUGGAACAAGACGGCGGCUGUGCCCGCUGGUGCCAGCGCUCUCUUGCUCUCGGGUGGUCUUGACAUUCAGACUAUCCCCAAGUACGCCGUGGCCCAGAAUGCGUCGAUGGUCGGCGACAAGAAGCUCCUUUUGCAGUUCCCGUUUGGCGGUCACAGCAUCAUUUCGACGACCAACACGGACCCCAAGACUCAUUAUCUAUGA
Messenger RNA from Saprolegnia diclina VS20, 1536 nucleotides. RefSeq lists its product as hypothetical. The record is from RefSeq and is a predicted model, not a curated record. The transcript is spliced from 5 exons. Lineage: Eukaryota; Oomycota; Saprolegniomycetes; Saprolegniales; Saprolegniaceae. Bases 1 to 1536 code for a protein of 511 amino acids.